UGCUAUAUCACAACACCCUUUUUGAAGGGGCGUGGCUUGCGAGACUAAAUCAAGAUCAAGAAGAGACAGAAAAACACCAACAAAAAGAUAAAACAAGUUGUACAAGUAUAGAAAAAAAGCUCACCAAUUUAUGUCAGAGAGUCUGAAAGUGUUGUCUACUAUAUUAAAUCAUUGCCCAAAUUUUGGUUGUGGUGGGCUUUAAAUAGGAACUCUCAGGUUACAAGAUGACAAACUAUUCUGAUUUGGAUAGACAAAUAGAACAGUUACGUCGAUGUGAGAUUAUCAAGGAGAAUGAGGUCAAGAAUCUUUGUGCCAAGGCAAGAGAGAUUCUGAUUGAGGAGAGCAAUGUACAGAGAAUAGACCCUCCAGUCACAAUAUGUGGGGAUAUUCACGGGCAAUUCUACGAUCUCAAGGAGCUGUUUAAAGUCGGAGGAGAUGUUCCAGAGACUAACUACUUGUUUCUGGGUGACUUUGUUGACCGAGGCUUCUACAGUGUGGAGACAUUCCUGCUACUACUGGCCCUCAAGGUGAGGUAUCCAGACAGAAUCACAUUAAUCAGAGGGAACCACGAGAGCAGGCAAAUCACUCAGGUGUAUGGUUUUUAUGACGAGUGUAAGAGGAAGUACGGCUCAGUGAAUGUGUGGAGAUACUGCACUGAGAUCUUUGACUACCUCAGUCUCUCUGCCAUUGUGGAUGGCAAGGUGUUCUGUGUCCACGGUGGUCUCUCCCCUUCCAUUAACACUCUGGAUCAGAUACGCUCCAUUGAUAGGAAACAAGAAGUACCUCAUGAUGGACCAAUGUGCGACCUGCUCUGGUCAGACCCUGAAGAUCUCAAGGGUUGGGGCAUCAGUCCAAGAGGAGCUGGCUACCUCUUUGGCAGUGAUGUAGUUCAAGAGUUCUGCACAACCAACAGUGUGGAGAUGAUCUGUCGAGCUCACCAGUUGGUGAUGGAGGGUUGCAAGUGGCACUUUGGUGAGUCAGUGCUCACUGUGUGGUCUGCUCCAAACUACUGCUACAGAUGUGGUAAUGUGGCUGCCAUUUUUGAACUGGAUGAGAACAUAAGGAAAAGCUAUACAAUAUUCGAAGCAGCUCCAAACGAGGUCCGUGGUGAGCCACUGAGAAAACCUAUCCCAGAGUACUUUUUAUGAUCCAUUGUACAUUAUAUAGAUUCUAAGAACUGUCUAUUUAUGUGUGUAUAAAAUUAUACUUAUAUUUGUGCGUGGCCUGUACAUUUUAAUGUGAAUAUUCAUUGUCGUCACCAUUUUA
Messenger RNA from Halichondria panicea, 1266 nucleotides. RefSeq names its product serine/threonine-protein phosphatase 4 catalytic subunit. Gene Ontology annotation, molecular function: protein serine/threonine phosphatase activity. The transcript has 10 exons. Gene Ontology annotation, cellular component: cytoplasm; nucleus. The coding region runs from base 225 to 1148 and encodes 307 amino acids. Lineage: Eukaryota; Metazoa; Porifera; Demospongiae; Suberitida; Halichondriidae. Gene Ontology annotation, biological process: double-strand break repair via homologous recombination. The record is from RefSeq and is a predicted model, not a curated record.